Messenger RNA from Alternaria postmessia, 864 nucleotides. RefSeq lists its product as uncharacterized. The transcript has 3 exons. NCBI's taxonomy places the organism in Eukaryota, Fungi, Ascomycota, Dothideomycetes, Pleosporales, Pleosporaceae. The coding region runs from base 1 to 864 and encodes 287 amino acids. The record is from RefSeq and is a predicted model, not a curated record.
AUGGAGGCCCUACUCUCUCUCGCAUUCGACAACAUAGCGUCCAAGGACACGCAGAAGAUUCGCAAAGGGUUACGCCAGAUCGAGGGCAUGCUGGCGCAGAUAUGUCUCUCCAGUGGAAAGCCAAGAAACUCACCACCAGGCCACCGUCGGAACGCCUCAGCACUCAAUCUGGGCGAUCAACAACAACCAACGCCGAAGAAGCUGGGACAGUUAUCAGACGAUCUCGCCUUCAGGGAGUUCUUCAGAUUACAGGAGGGCUUUGAAUGGAAUGUUGUCACACGGGUAGCCGAUUGUUUGGAUCGAUUGCUGGGUAUGGGAAGCAGUAAGGAUGGCCAAAACGACAUCCUCAUCCUCUCCUCGUUAUCCAACAUACAGGGUCUUCUGUUGUUGCACCCACCAUCACGCAUCAUCUUCGGUCGCGAAGUAUACAUGAACCUCCUCCUCGACUUGCUCGAUCCUUACAACUGCCCCGCCAUCCAAUCGCAAGCCCUCCUCGUCCUCGUCACAGCCCUUCUCGCAACACCACAAAACACCCGAGUGUUUGAACACAUGGACGGCCUCCUCACCGUCACAAGCCUCUUCAAGGACGAAGAGACUACACAAAACGUCAAGGUCAAACUGUUAGAGUUUCUGUACUUCUACCUCAUGCCUGAGAUUCCAGUUUCUGGCCCGCAGCGGAGCCCGAGCAAGCUGACCAAUGCUUUCGAGCGGCGGGGAAGCACCGACGAUAGUGGAGGUGCGACGAAGAAACAUAUCCGAUCGCAAGAAGAGAAGCAACAUAUGCUGGGGAGAUACCUCAGUAACGUAGACGCUCUUGUCGAGGACCUCCAAGAGAGCGCGCCUUUCAACAGCGUCGCCUGCUGA